AGUAGUUUGAUAUAUCUGGUGAAGAAGUAAACAAUCAAAGUGUGAACAGAAGUCUUCCUUGUUUAUUUAUUUGCUAAAACGAAAGUAGACAGAAGAAAGGAAUUUGAAAUGUGUGGGGAUCGAUAAUGAGACGUUGACUAUGGGACUGGCUCGAAAGUUAGCACCGGUCACCAAAACCGGAGAUUCCAUCUCUAAUGUGGAUUUUCAAUGGAGUACCCAAUCUUAUACCUUGAAGGAAAUUAUCUCAAAAUUUAAACUGCCUUGUGUUGUUCAGUGUUCAGCCGAUUCCUGUUCAGUUUUAUGGGCGAAAUUUAAAUUUGAUUUGAAACAACCACUGUUGCUGUACGCAGUUCGAACUGUGAGUAAAAUAUAUGCCCGUACACUGAAAGCCAAUAAAAGUGGUUCACCAGAAUUUGUGGAGUUUGGACCACCCCUAGUGAUCCCAGAGGAUUAUGAAGGAUGGUUUGGAAUAGCAAGUCAAGAAGCACCAACGUUAAUCAGACACACCAGAGUAGAGGAAGUAGCCGAAUGCGAGAGUGAUUUCUUUCUCGUUGCCACUAAAGUUCCUGUGUUUUAUCUCAACGGUGGAGAAAGUACUGGCGUUUACAGCCAACAUUAUGUGAACCCUGGCCAAGUUCUUCGAAAGGAUGGAUUUCUAAACGGACCUUUAGAUGCGUCUAGUCAAGCUAAUUUUGCGGCUAAGGACAAACAUCACCUUCGCUGUGUAGAUAACAAGGAAGAAGAAUUCGUGAUUCCUUUUUCUCAUCGUGGAUUAUUCUACGAAGUGAGUCAGACGAUAGAUGAGAAAUCCUCGGGUGUGUUCAACACUGCUCAAAUUAUGGAUACUGGUGGAUCAAAUUUUCCGCUCUCAUUACGUCAUAUUCAAGGGGAUCUUCCCGCAUUGAAUUACAGCUUCACCGGCAAUAUACAAUGCAAUCACAUAUUUUCAGAGCAAACUAUUCUCGGAUGCUCUAUAGGACUCGGUUCCAAUGUAAUUACUCCCCUUGAGAUGGAAUGCAAAUCCAAAAUAAAGUUCGCUAUCGCUUUGAACGAAGUUGACCUAAAAGCGACAAAAGAGUACCAGCGUGCAUUUGACUUCUGUACAAAUCAAAGUGAGCAAUAUGCUAAAGCAAUCAAAGUUUCUUUCACUCUUCGCCCCGAAACUUCACUGGAAGAGCUCGAUUUCUCCUUAUACGAUACCGGAAGUGACGUUGAGGAUGUUGACGCCCAAUCAGAAUUCGAUAUAGAUUGGGGUCCGGACUCAUGUGAUUCAAAAGAAGCUUUGGAAACACUGAUCAAACUAAAGAGAGACAAUACCACUCAUUUAGUAGCACAAGAUGUUGUUAAUGAUUCACAAGAAAUACCGAACAUACCCGUGGAUAUGGGAACAUCUUAUGAACUUGAAAACGGAACUGAACAGACAGUGUACAAGAAAGCUGCAGAAUAUACUGUUAGUUUAGAGAGUCAGGGUUCGGAUCUAGCGGAUGUCACUGUCGACUCUUCACUAUUCGAUGAUAGCUACAUGGACAUUCCAGACGCCAUUCAAGAUGAUGAGGAGAAAUCCGGGGAUAAUACGACUAGUUUUGAUGCCUCUGUUGAUGACACCUUAGAUUCCUCUGAAAAUUCUGAAAAUUCAAAUGGUGUUGAAACUGCAGAACCGAACAGAUCGUUCGCAACAGAAUCAAAACAUGUCAUCUCAAAGACGGAUUCCGAUAUCCUAAGGUUGAAAGAAAUGGAGUAUGUGGGAAACUUAUCCAAGACUCUUCCGGGUCGUCUUAUAAAAGAGGAGGCUACUCGGACCAGCAGUGGGGUUGAUGAAAAAAACUCGGUCAAGAAAUUAGAUGAAGAUUGGGGACCAGCAAUUACUCCUCCGGUUACAAACUCACAAACGAUUCCAAUUGGACAUGUAGAGACAUUGGCAGUUGGUGUCAUAUCUCUAGAUAUCGCUGGUGAGACAGCUGAUGACUGCGAUAGUGAGAUUCUGGGAGAGCAUGUUGAGAUCGUUGACUUGGGUUCGGACCUCGUUUCAGAUCAUUCUGAUGAGGAUGAACGUUGUGUUGUUGAUUCGGAUAAAGACGUAACUGGACGUUUAACAUCAUAUCGUUCAUUGAAUUCAUUAGACAAGAUUGGACCAGAAGGAGAAAUCGACUCUUCGGAGUUUGAAGUUCCACGAUUAGACGUUAACAACAAUUCUGAUAUGGAAAGUGAAAUAACCGUCAAUGAUGACGACACAUCAUUGGCCGAAUCAGAAGGUUUUCCGAAUGAUUUGAAUUCAACUGUUUCCGAAUCAGGGUUUGUUCUCUCUAAUGGGAUAAAUAUAGAAGACGAUGAAGCGGAUUCAGACGAGUUUCUGGAAGAAGUGAGAUCGGAAUUGGAUCUAGAUUGGGAUAAAAGUGAUGAUAGUCACGAAACAGUUAUAAGACAGAAACCAGUUUUGAAGCGAUUACCCCCACAGGUCAAACCCCUUCGAUCUAAAAAUAGCAUUAUGAACAUGUCGCUGGAAGAGGCUGCAGUGUAAGAUCUGUGGCGAUCAACAAGCGACAAGCUACAUUCUCCAUUUUAUAUAGAUAGAGACCAAACUUUCAUCAGUGCUCUAAACAGACCAUUAAAGUGGUGAUUCUCGAGAGUCAUGAACACUUUCUUUUGCUAUUGUGCAAUAAACAGGUUGAUAUCCAUAACAUCCACAUCGCGCGUGUGUUCAUAACAGAAUUUAUUAAGAAGAUAUUGGAUUUUGAGUGGAAUCAAGGAUUCUAGGGUCAUUCGUUUGGUGAAGACUUGCUGAAAAUGCAAUUGUUCAAAUCAAUAGUGUAUUUGUACACUAUUAUAAGUAUUAUAUAUGUGCGUCAAUAUGAUAUAAUACAGCAAAAUUUGAGAUUUUAAUAUACUGAUAUUUUUAUUUGACUAAUAAAAACAAUUUUUUUUU
Molecule: messenger RNA, 2923 nt
Organism: Lottia gigantea (owl limpet)
Lineage: Eukaryota; Metazoa; Mollusca; Gastropoda; Lottiidae
Exons: 2
Coding region: 140-2518 (792 amino acids)
Source: RefSeq, a predicted model, not a curated record